CUCUCUCUCUCUCUGGGAAAAACCCGAGCAGGAGCAAGCAGCCGACGGGGGGAGGAGGAGGAGGAGGAACCCUUCUUCUUCUUCUUCUUCUCCUUCUUCUUCUUCUUGGAUCCAGCAGCAGGACAUCGAGAGGGAACAGGACUGUUGGAACCCUCGCACCCCCCCCCCGGUGCGCAGCGGCACUCGAUGUGUCUCAGGAGGCGCAGCGGAUUCCGUCCUCCGGAGCGGAUUCAUGUCCAGAUUCUGCUCGAUGGAAUCUAAAGCUCUUAGAGGCAGAAGCAGUUUGUUCCUCGGUUCAGUCGCCUGCCGUUGAUCCAGCACCGACCCGUCUCUGUACACAGGUCCGAUCCCGGGCGAGCGAGGGGGGGAGCUGGCCAUGGGGGGAGGUCGCAGCGAAACCUCGGCACUGAACAGGAGUGAAGGGGGGCGGGACAUUACCCAGAAUUCCCAGGGGCCCAACGCCUGCUGCUUCUGCUGGUGCUGCUGUUGCAGCUGCUCAUGGAAUGAAGAGGAGAGACGGAGGCGGCAGAGGAGGAAGAGAAUCUCACAGGACACCAAGAUGGAGACGAUACCGAACUGUGAACCUUGCACCAAAGCUUCAGAGGACGAGGUCCGGCUCUGGUCUCAGUCCUUCGACCAGCUGAUGAGGAACCCUGCAGGACGGAACGUCUUCAGAGAGUUCCUGCGGACGGAGUACAGCGAGGAGAACAUGCUGUUCUGGCUGGCCUGUGAAGACCUCAAACAGGAAGUCAACAAGAGCUCCGUGGAGGAGAAAGCCCGGUCCGUCUAUGAAGACUAUAUCUCCAUCCUGUCCCCCAAAGAGGUGAGCCUGGACGCCCGGGUUCGAGAGGUGAUCAACAGGAAGAUGCAGGAGCCGACCCCUCACGCCUUCGAAGACGCUCAGCUGCAGAUCUACACGCUGAUGCACAGGGACUCGUACCCACGGUUCCUCUCCUCCAACAUCUACAAGUCGCUGAUUCACGGCAGCUCACGCACCUCGUCUGAGUCCUAGUCCCUCACGGCACUCGGAUCCUCCACGUCCAGAACUCUACAGAAACCAUCAGACUCCUCAGUUCACGUUCCUCGAACCCAGAUCCGUCCAGCUGCUGCUGAGACCUCUGUCUCUCUUCACCUCCUCUCACUCGGAGACACCAAGAAGAUCUCCUCUCCUGACUCCGCUCCUCUCCUGACUCCUCUCCUGACUCCUCUCCUCUCCUGACUCCUCUCCUCUCCUGACUCCUCUCCUGACUCCUCUCCUCUCCUGACUCCUCUCCUGACUCCUCUCCUGACUCCUCUCCUCUCCUGACUCCUCUCCUCUCCUGACUCCUCUCCUGACUCCUCUCCUGACUCCUCUCCUGACUCCUCUCCUCUCCUGACUCCUCUCCUGACUCCUCUCCUGACUCCUCUCCUGACUCCUCUCCUCUAUAGUUCAUCUGUCACCUCUGGACAUUCAUCUCUCCUUCUUUUCUUUCAGCCGCGUCUCUUCUCUUCUCCAGUCUUGUGUCAGAUAUAAAAAAUUAUGAACAUAUUGAAAAUGGAAAAGUGAAGAAAACUGAACAGUUAAAUUCUGUUAGAAAUCAAUGUUUGGACAAAUCUGAAAAUCAUUACAUUUUCAAAUUUUCAGAUGUUAUAUCAUUAAUAUUUGUCCUUAUCUAGCGAGGCUGUUUAACAUCAUAAAUAUAUAAACACGUGGUAUAAAUUAACAUUGUACUACUCUCUAAAGGAUCAUAUCAUUAUGAAGAGAGAAAAAUAAGAUGGACAUGAAAAAAACUGAACAAAUACACUUUUUUAAUCAGUUUGACAAAAAUGUUAAUGAAGCUUUUUCCCUGGUCAGUUUGAAAAGAGGGAACCAUGUGAUCCAGGUGCACUUCCUGUCUUUCCUGAUCACAUGUCACAGCAGGUGUCCCUCAGUUUGAAACUUUAGACCUGAAACUUUAUAACAAGUUAAACAACCGGUCAAUGAACAAACUGUGGAUCAGGUUCAAUUCACAUGUUUCAGUCAGUUUAUAAAUUUGCUGCUUCAGUUUUCUUUUCAUCUGUAAAACUGUUUUUAUUAUGUGAACCCAUUUGAUCUCUUAUUCUCAUUAUCAGUCUUUUCCUGCUCUUCUCUCCAUCCUCCUUCCUCCUGGUGUUCUCCUCCACGUCUCCUCCGGAGCAGAGGAGGAACUGAUCUCCUCCUUUGGGAUAUCUUCUGCUGUAAUGUGAAGAUGUUGGUUUAACUUUGGGAAGGUUGUAUUUAUUCCCUGGGAGUUCGUGGCUCUGCUCCUCAGGACGUGAGCAGAAGAACAAGAUGGAUCCUUUCCUCUUUCAACUGGAGAACACCAGCAGCAACCUGCAACCAUCGUGGUUUCUUCUUCUCCUCGUUCCUCCUCUCGCUCCUGUGCUGAACUAACGGGUGGAGGAGCUCACUGCCCCCCCGACUGCUGAUUUACAAACAGACAAGAAACAUAUUUUUGAAGAGAAAAUUCUCAACGGAACAUUUUUAUUAUGUUGAGAUUAUUUCCAUUCAUCUCCAGGAGGAGGAUUCUGAGGCUGAUCACUGUUCUCAGUGACACCACACACACACACACACACACACACACACACACACACACACACACACACUGCAAUAAAACACUGGAGUUUUAAAAAACAACACAUGCACACAUUUACAACAUUUGUGUUACUAUACUUCCUGGAAACUUAUGAAUUGAAUUUCUUCCAAUUCGACCAAUGACUCAUUUAACUGGAACCAGGUUUCCCUCAGAUUCAUUGUUUCCUGAUUCAUGAUAAUUGAAGAGUUAUGAAAACCAUAAUUUACAGUGUGUUCCUUGUCAGAGCAGCACGUCUCAUUAUUCAACAUGUUUGAGCAAAAACACCCUUUAACCUUCAUAUCUUUCAGGUUUCUCUACAUUUCCUGGUUUUAUUUUGGAACUUUUUAGAGAUUUGAUGUCACUGGGCUGAAGAUAUAAAUAUACUUAUAUAUAAAAGAAUAGGUAUGAUUAGUUGACUUAAAGAUUUAAUGUAAAACUUUACAAAAACAAGCAACAGAAAUUAAAGGUUCAUUUUCCUCCAGCUACAAAAACAAGGUCAAUGUCUGUGUGGUUAUAAUAUAAUAAGAAAUAACUUGUGUUAAUAAGUGUGUUAAACUGAGUUGUCCUGAUAAGUAUAGUAAUACAAACACGCACACACUGCUGCUGCUGACCUCUGCCUCUGUGACCUCUCACCUUUGACCUCACCACUGUCGGUCACCCUCACAGAUGCCUGCUCCUGAUUGGCUACAGGAGCCAGGGGCUGAUGUGUGGUUCGUCGAUUCAGGAAUUUGGGGGGGGGGGGGGGGGGGAAUCAAGGUGAAAAUAAAUAUAUCAAGAUAUAUAUCAAUGACUCAUAAAAUAUCUAUAUAUAGAAAAUAAUAUACCUAUUUGAGAUGUGAUGCCCACACCCAGUGCUUCAUGGGAAAUGUAGUCUGAGGAAAACAAAUGUUUGUCUGUGGAGACAGAGAUUUCUCCAGAGCUGUCACUCAGAAUGCAUUCAAGUAUUGUUCAUGUUAUUUAUUUUACAUUUUGUUUAAGCAGUGAUUUUAAUUGUACAUAUAUAAAUGGAAACCUUGAACGUCCAGUGAGAA
Messenger RNA from Pleuronectes platessa (European plaice), 3604 nucleotides. RefSeq names its product regulator of G protein signaling 19 (gene rgs19). Bases 377 to 1012 code for a protein of 211 amino acids. The transcript has 6 exons. Lineage: Eukaryota; Metazoa; Chordata; Actinopteri; Pleuronectiformes; Pleuronectidae. The record is from RefSeq and is a predicted model, not a curated record.